CAAUUUUUGUAAAGCUCUCAUUUCUGUUGCAAUGCAGAACAAAAGAAUUUUUGAAACCUUGGGGCUUUUUAAUGGAUUUUUCUUGUUUUUCAUCCAGUCCAAAUGAUUUCUUUGUUCUGUGCUGUUCUGUAUUGCAGAUGUGGCGGUUUUAUUUUGAGAAAUGGCUAAAUCAGAGUUAACUGGACUAUUAUUUCCAUUACUGGAGGUCAGCCACCAGCCUGAAAAAUCAGUUAUCACACACCUCUAGCUGAAUACUUUUAUAGAAGGAAUUACAACUUGAUUUCAAUAGGCUUUGGAUCAGAUCCUGACUGAAGAGGGAAAAGUCAUCCAAUUACUAUUUUUAGUAACAAAUUAUGACAUCAACAUCCAAAGGAAUUUUCCGGCCAUUUUUAAUUAUCUUCAUUGUGCUGGGUUGUUUCAUGGCAUUUUUGCUUAUUUACAUCAAACCAACAAACAGUUGGAUCGCUGGUCCCAUAGAAUCAGCCAGCUCCGUUCUGAAAAUGAAGAACUUCUUUUCUACCAAAAGCGAUUAUUUUAAUGAAACAACGGUACUGAUCUGGGUUUGGCCAUUUGGUCAGACAUUUGAGCUUACAUCCUGUCAAACAAUGUUCAACAUCCAGGGGUGCCAUCUAACUAUUGACCGCUCGCUAUAUAACCGAUCUCAUGCCGUCCUUAUUCACCACAGAGAUAUCAGCUGGGAUCUCACUAAUUUACCUCAGCAAGCUAGGCCGCCAUUUCAGAAGUGGAUUUGGAUGAACUUGGAGUCUCCAACUCACACGCCACAAAAAAGUGGCAUUGAACACCUGUUCAACCUGACCCUGACUUAUCGGCGUGAUUCAGAUAUUCAAGUGCCUUAUGGCUUCAUGAAGGUUAGCACAAGCCCCUUUACCUUUGAAGUGCCGAGCAAAGAGAAAUUAGUGUGUUGGGUCGUAAGUAACUGGAACCCCGAGCAUGCUCGAGUAAAGUACUAUAAUGAGCUAAGCAAAUAUACCGAAAUCCAUACCUAUGGGCAAGCAUUUGGAGACUAUGUGAAUGAUAAAAACUUGAUUCCAACUAUCUCUACUUGUAAAUUUUACCUGUCCUUUGAAAACUCAAUUCACAAAGAUUAUAUUACUGAAAAACUUUACAAUGCUUUUUUGGCUGGAUCUGUACCAGUUGUAUUGGGCCCAUCCAGAGAAAACUAUGAGAAUUAUAUUCCAGCAGAUUCUUUCAUUCAUGUGGAAGAUUUCCUUUCACCAAGAGAGUUAGCUGAGUAUCUUCUGAUGCUUGACAAAAAUAAUAAGAUGUACCUUAGUUACUUUAACUGGAGGAAGGACUUCUCAGUGCAUCUUCCUCGGUUCUGGGAAUCACAUGCAUGCCUUGCUUGUGACCAUGUAAAGAGACACCAGGAGUACAGGUCCAUUGGAAAUUUAGAAAAAUGGUUUUGGAAUUAAACUUUUUAACUUUUUGUGCACUUUUUCAAAGACACUGACAUAAUCUGUAGUUCCAGUGGAAGUGAGAAGAAAGGAGAAAAAAAAUCUGUGUUUUAUGUCACAGUUUAUCAGUAUCUUAUUUAUGUUUGUCAGAGAUUUUAAAAACUCAACAUCAGCGGUCAUCUAUACUCAGUUUUAAAUUAUACUGUAUAUAGGUAAUUAUGUGCACUGAAGAAUGAUUUAUUGUUUACUUUAUUUUUUUUUCAAGGGUUUUUCACACUUUCAGUAGAAUGUAUGUCUCAGUCUUACACAUGAUGUAGUGAUUUUUAAUAUGGUGUUUUUAAAACUUAGAUUAGCUAUUUAACCUGCUCAGAAAAUGAAGACACAGAUUUUAUCAUAGAGAAUUUUAAUGAAAUAGUCUACUGGUUUAGUUUGCAAUUUGUGUAAUAUUUCAAAAGACAAUGUUUGUCAUGUUUUAAUUUCUGCCCUCUUAAAUUCUAACAACAGUGUAGAAUUGAAUACACUGCAUUAAUUCAUGUGGUACCUGUUUAUAAGGUAUGUGGAUUUAGAAAAAUAUAAAUAAGCUUUAAAAAGUUAUCCCAAUAGAAGAGAGCCUUUGAUUUCUAAAUAGAAAAAAUGUAUUCCUCUUAUGGUUAGUUGCCCGAAGAUACCUUGGAAAUAUAUGGAUUUGCUCUAGUCUUCUUAAAAUAGAAUAUUGAAGAAUUGAGAAAAAUUAAUAGUAAUGUUUGAAGGUAAAAUUUGAAACCCUGAUUGGCCAACUGUUUAAGUACAUACUUAACUUUAACUUAAGCAUGUGCUUACUUGAAUCAGGGUUACAAGUAAUGUUACUUUAAAUACAGUUAAAUACAUUUCAAUACAGGUUGGACUUCUAUAAUCCAGACUUCCCUCCUCUGGCAACAUCCAUGGUCCAGCAACUGAGGGUUCACCGGGGCUAGAGCGCUCACAGGGAAACACUGGGAGCCCUGCACUCAGCAACACCUCCCCCACCUUCUCAAAGCUACUGAAGCACCACAAAUCACUCAUUUGCAGUGUUCAAGAUCAAGGUGGGUGGAGAAGCUGCAGAGACAGAAAGGAGGGCGGGCUACUCUGCGGAACAGCAGCGGGGCAGCACUGACCUCUCCUGAUUCGGGACUGGUAGGCUCCUAAGGGUGCUGGACCAAAGAGGUUCAACCUGUAUACUUAUUUGAUCACACUCAUCUUUAUAACUAGAUGCUCAGCUCUUUUUUUUCUUUCUUUCAUAAGACUUUCCUAUUCGUGGCCAGUGGUGCUUACAGCCUUUUUCCAAAAUUCAUGAUUGUACUUCAAGCUAUCAUGCAGGUUGGUCUCUAUGAUCUAUGUUCCAAACCUUUAAUCUCCUUCUUGGUUGUUUUCUAUCCACAAUCACUGCAAGAGAUAUCAUACAGAUAUAGUACAAUCUCCACUGCAUAUGCCUAUUGUUCAAAAAAAAAUUGGGAAGAUUUGGCACUUUUUUAUAUUUCUGAAUAUUUGUGAAUUAUUCACCCAAUUCUAUAAAGGGCUGUUGAACUUUGAUUGAACUUUAAUUACAGCUGGAUAGCAUCAUGAAGUGGGUGUAUGAUGUGAACAAAUAUUGGUUAAAUAUUGAAUUAGAAAAUAUAGUGAAAUUAAUCAUAUACAUUAGAUUAGUACUAUUCAACCAUAGAUUCAUGGAGGUUCCAUCAAAGGCUACUGGCCAGGAUGGGUAGGAAUGGUAUCCCUAGCCUCUGUUUCUCCAGAGUUCAGAGAUGGGAGGGA
Messenger RNA from Pelodiscus sinensis (Chinese soft-shelled turtle), 3185 nucleotides. The record is from RefSeq and is a predicted model, not a curated record. Lineage: Eukaryota; Metazoa; Chordata; Testudines; Trionychidae.